GCAAUACUGGAGCGCCAAUACGAAACUUUUAACCCUGAUACUCGCUGGACAAAUAAGAGGACUCUUCAACAGGAGGAACGGGCUGUGACAGAUGAAAGUCAGACCCUCGAAGUAGACCGAGAAGCGUUAGGGACAUCAGAGUCAAUGUCUUCAAUGUCGGACAUGGCACCAGCAGAAUUCACGGCUGUAGUUUUGUCUCGUUCACAGCCGGAACCCUACUACGUGUGCAUGGAUUUUAGCGACCCGGAAUUCAACAAGCUCGCCGGCGGCUUCCACAAGUUUGGAUACUAUAUCGGGGCACAGCACUUCGACGGG
Messenger RNA from Amoebophrya sp. A25, 315 nucleotides. NCBI's taxonomy places the organism in Eukaryota, Dinophyceae, Syndiniales, Amoebophryaceae. The record is from the annotation of a GenBank genome assembly.